This is a messenger RNA of Macaca mulatta (Rhesus monkey), 2695 nucleotides long. NCBI's taxonomy places the organism in Eukaryota, Metazoa, Chordata, Mammalia, Primates, Cercopithecidae. The record is from RefSeq and is a predicted model, not a curated record.
GAGCCUAGAUCGUACCACUGCACUCUAGUGUGGGAGACAGGGUGAGACUUUGACUCAAAAACAAACAAACAACAGAGACCUUAAUCCCAGCCACAGCCAUUCAGAGAGUCAGGGAUGAGGACAUGUCUGGGCCAGUCAGUUUUCUCUGAGACUUGGUAUUUGCUCUCUGGGGGAGAGAGGAUCUCUUUGUUUUGGAUUAUGAACCAACCAAAGUAGACUUGGGGCUUCCAUACUUUUGUUCUGAUGGGAGAAUGAAGGCGCUGUGGUGGACAGCAGCGUCCAGAGAGAGAUGACAUACCUGCCCAUAUUCCUGCACUUUCUGGAUCCAGCCAUGCUUGACUUGGACAAUUCAGUAAGUAUUCUUCCUUGCUUAUGAAGAUUCCAGUUGGGUUUCUGUCUCUUGCAGUUGGAUAAUGAGGCUCAGAGUGGCAGGGAGUGAAGGGUCCUUUUCAAGGGAUGCCCUCCUACUCCACCACACAGUUCAGGUGGUGCCAGCCUUGUGGUGGGCUGUGGACCAGGCAGCCACUGGCGGUGGAAGAGAGACAGGCAGCCCCAGGCCCCCAGGAGUCAUGCUGGUGGGGAUGGUCAGUGAUGGCAUGGCUGAGGUGGGGACGGCAGGGCCUGAGGACCUGCAACCUUGGAUUUCUUGGAGACAUGUUGGGCUGGCACAACUGGGCUGCCACCCUGGGGUAAAGAUCUGCCCAGCCCCCAAGUCCAGAGAUGUCCGGCCUGAUCUAGGCAGCCAUUCCUGGGCUCCAGAGAGUUCCUCUGGCCCCGAGGAGGUGCAGUGUGGGGUCAAGCAAAGCAGAGACCAGGACAGAAGAUUCACUUCCUCAGACGAUGAAACUUACUGUCUCUCCACUGCUAAUACCCAGAGCCUGUUUGAACCUGCAGGUGGGUAUUAGCGGAUAGGAUACCGCUAGUAUCAACGGAUAGGAACAGUUGAGUGGGAGUGUCGGUGGCACUGGAGUGUGCGAUGCCAAGUGUGUACAUGCACAAGCUCUAAGUGAGAAGGGCACUAGUGUGUGUGCACCAAAGCUGUCUGAGCAAAUGUCCACAAAACCACAGGAGGUAGAGCUGAGGGGAUGCUACAUGUGAGUGUGUGCCAGGGGUGUCUCUAGGAACUUGAUGGGAGGGGCCCCAGUGUGUGUAUGUGCAUGGGGCUUGGCCGGUGUGACAGAGGAUGCUCCCCAUGGUGGCUGUGAACAGCCUUACUUUGUAUCAACCCCCUUUCCGCCCUCUUCUGGGCGAUGCCUGUUUCUUGUGUGUGGCAGCAGCUGCUGGAGCGCUGUGCAGAGACCUGGGACCUCACCAUGCCCAUACAUGGGGACCCAAUGAUGGCUCUUGUGGACUAUCACGAUGGUGUCAUCGCCAGCACAGUGACCUCCCUGCCUGAAGACUUUUUCUGGCCAGAGGAGCUCGUUUCGCCUCCACAAAGGGCAGGAAUGAACAUUCUCCAAAGGGCAGCCUCCAAAAAUGUCUGCUGAGUAUCAGGAAAACAACCCAUCUCUGCCACCCGAGGGCGGGCGUCACUUCAAGGUGCGUUCUACUCUGUCUCUCAGAGUCACCAGUGGGACUGCACUCAGUGGCCUGCAGUGGUGACCUGCUUGGUGACCCCCUCACUGGCUUCCUUGCCUUCCUUGUUUACUGCCUUCCAUCUGGUACUCCUGGGAUCACCUCCCUAACCAAACUCGCACCCACAUCCUCAUCCCAGGGUCUGGCCCUCAUGCUCCUGUCUCCACCGUCCCGUGAUGCAGCUUCACCUUCCAUCUCCUUGGGCCUCUGAUGAGCCCAGGUACCCGGGGUGUUCUCCUUGGCCCCAGCACAGACAGGAGGUAUCUCCUUAGGAAUGUGCAAAGGACCUCGACUAUGGUGCCAUAUGUGACACACCACAGCAUAGGGCAUGUCAUGGAUGGAGGAGCAGGAAAAGUCAAGAGCGUGACAGUCCCAAAGGCCUGUGGGAUCCUGAGCCUUUGUGGUAGGAGCUGGAUGUCGGUGUGGGGUGGUUCAGGUUGGCGGCAGCACAUGGCUGGACGCCAUCACUGGAAGUUUCUGCAUUCUUUCCCGGGAAGUGGAGCCCCAGAGCACAGAGGUGGCACGGGAGCCAUGCCUAGUGGUGUUCAGAACAGAGGAGCGAUUACUUUGCAUACAGAGAAGGGGAUAUAAGUGUCUGGCUGUGUCCAGAGAGAGAUGCUGGCGGGGCGGGGGUGAGCGGCCACCUAGGACAGCACCAGCUCCGGGAUCUGGCUUUGACCUAUUCGUGUGCAGGCCACAGUGGUCGGCCGGGCAGGGACUGAGCGAGGGGCCACUUCUCUGCCUCAGAGAGGUGCCCAGGCAGCACUGCGGUGAAGCCACCUGGAGAAGGACAAUGGCCUCAUCUUCCUUGAAGACCCUCAGUCCUGGGCAGUGGCUGGACUGACGAGGGAACCGCUACUGCACACCCAUGAAGGGCCCUGCCCAUCUACCUGGGGCCUGCAGCUUCGGAGAUGGCUCUACUAGCACCACCUGACUGAGGGUACUGGGGUUGGGAGGGGGCCUGGUGGGCUGUGAGGCCCUCCAGGUUACACCUGAGCCCCCAGAACUGGGUCCCCCACUUUAUAAAUGGCAGGGUGGUGAUGUUAAUGGGUUAAACCUUAUGGAACAUCUCAAGGGUGGAAGCAAAGCCCAGGAUUAAAAUGACAGGUUUUGUCUGCAA